CUCCACCGGGCAAUCAAAGGGUCUCGACCUCGACCCAUCUGAUCACACGGCAACUAUCAUUUCUCGCAGUGUCAAGCCGUGGUGGUUUGACUGCCGCUCAAGGGUCCAAUGAGUGCCACCGAGUGCUGCUGGGGAGGUACUCUUUUCGUCAUCGCUGCUUCCUUCUGGCUAUUCCAUCACGCUCUCUGGUUUCAACCAACGAGCGAAGCUGUUUCUCCCCCCGACUUUCCCUUGACGUCUUUGACUGCUGCCUUGAAAACUCGUACUUCAAUUUCUCAUCUCUCCGUCCUUUCUCAAAUCUCUCCCAGGUCUCCGAGUCUUGUUCACUGCCAGCCUCAUCGUUCCGUACUCAAGCAUACGCCUCUGUAACGCUACAUCUGCUACCCAGCAAUAUGAUUGUCCAUCCAGAUAUGUUGAAGACCGCUCCUACAGCUUCCACUUCGGUGGCUCCCAUCCCGACCGUCAUCCCAACUCCUCCUCUUUACGUGGAGGCCGGUGAUGUUGGCAAGAGAACUUUGUGGGUGGUCGUCGUGCUCAUGGCCCUGUCUUCCCUUGCCUUCUAUGGCAUGGCUUUCCGCGUCCCGGUGCAAAAACGGCUCUUCCACAUCUUGACCUCCUUCAUCACGACGAUUGCUUUCCUGUCCUACUUUGCUAUGGCCACCGGUGAUGGCACCACGUUUGUCUCAUACACUGUGACAGAACACCACAAGAAAGUCCCAAAUACCCAGCAGGAAUACCGUCGUGAGGUGUAUUGGGCAAGAUAUGUUGACUGGAGCAUCACAACCCCGCUGCUGCUUCUCGACCUCGCUCUUCUUGCGGGUCUCAGCGGCGCCAAUAUCCUGGUCGCCAUCUUUGCUGAUGUCGUUAUGGUUCUUUGUGGACUCUUCGCAGCCUUUGGUCAGGCCCAUGUCAGCCAAAAAUGGGGCUGGUUCGCUUGGGCUUGCAUUGCAUUCCUCGUCAUUGUCUAUCAGCUUGCCGCCAAUGGUCGUGAGGCUGUUGCCAGCAAGGAUAGCAAGACCAAGGCUUUCUAUGCUUCCAUUGCUGGUUACACCCUUAUUGUGUGGCUCCUUUACCCAAUCAUCUGGGGUCUUGCUGAAGGUGGCCACGUCAUUGACAUCGACUCCGAGAUCAUUGCUUACGCGGUUCUCGACAUUCUUGCCAAACCAGUCUUCAGUUUUUGGCUUCUCUUCACCCAUGACAGCAUGUCGAGCACCUCCCCAUCUCUCGAAGGAUUCUGGUCCCAAGGCUUUGGCAGUCAAGGAACCCUCCGAGUGGGUGAUGACAGUGAAGCCUAGACGCUCUUGCUGACUUGGUCAGGUUGGUGACGAGGAUUAAGUAUCAUAGCGAUCCCGUCUUCGCUACAAUCAACCUGUUGCCUGAAAUUGGAACGCGAGCAUGAACAGCACCUCGCACGGGAGGAGAUGAAGUAAGCACACUGGGGAAAGACGGAGAGUAAUGGAGGGGAAUGGAGACCGUCCUGCAUCUUUGGGGCAUUAAGUGAUGGAUGACAUUGACGAAAGAAAUCAACGACUUACUUUCUUUGGGCUGGCUUAUAUCACUAGGCGCAGCACUUCCGAGCUCACCAUGCUCGAUGAACGCAAUUGUACAGUAGCACCCCUCAUUGCUGGAAUCUACAAAAGCUGGGUCAAAGGCUGCAUGAUACAAAUGACAAUUUAAUGCAUAACACAUGGAAGCCUGAUUGCUGGAGAUUGGUCGGGUUUGGGCACAAUAGUCCCCUGCUGAUAUCUUCUCUGUGAU
Molecule: messenger RNA, 1758 nt
Organism: Cladophialophora immunda
Lineage: Eukaryota; Fungi; Ascomycota; Eurotiomycetes; Chaetothyriales; Herpotrichiellaceae
Exons: 6
Coding region: 393-1295 (300 amino acids)
Biological process (GO): monoatomic ion transport
Cellular component (GO): endoplasmic reticulum; plasma membrane
Molecular function (GO): monoatomic ion channel activity
Source: RefSeq, a predicted model, not a curated record